AUGGGGAAGGUGGCGGUUGCGUUUGCGGCGGCUGCGGUUGUGGCGGCUUGCUCGGUGGCGGCGGUGAUGGUGAGCAGGAGAGUGAAGAGGCGGAGGAAGUGGAGGAAUGUGGUGGAGAUUUUGAAGGAGUUUGAGGAAGGUUGUGAUACUCCUGUUGGGAGGUUGAGGCAAGUGGUGGAUGCUAUGGCUGUGGAGAUGCACGCUGGUUUGGCUUCUGAAGGUGGCUCUAAGCUUAAAAUGCUUCUCACUUAUGUUCAUGAUUUGCCUAAUGGGACGGAGAAAGGAACUUAUUACGCACUUCACCUUGGAGGCACUUAUUUUAGGAUAUUAAGGGUUCAUCUGGGUGGUGAAAGGUCAUAUCUAGAUGUUCAAGAUGUUGAACGACAUCCCAUACCUUCACAUUUGAUGAAUAGCACCAGCGAGGUAGUUCUUUUUAACUUUCUCGCCUUUUCAUUGGAAAGGUUUAUCCAAAAAGAAGGAAACGAAUCUAGUUCACAAGGUGUUAAAAGGGAACUUGCAUUUACAUUUUCUUUCCCUGUCAAGCACACGUCUAUAUCUUCCGGAGUUCUAAUCAAAUGGACCAAAGGUUUUGAGAUUAGUGAAAUGGUCGGGAAAGACAUAGCUGAAUGUCUACAAGGAGCUUUGAACAGAAGAGGCCUUGAUAUCCACGUUUCAGCUCUUGUGAAUGACACUGUUGGAGCCCUGUCACUUGGAUAUUAUCAUGAUCCAGACACGGUUGUGGCGGUCGUAUUUGGAACAGGUAGUAAUGCGUGUUAUUUGGAACGAACCGACGCCAUAAUCAAGUGUCAAGGUCUGCUUACAACUUCUGGAACAAUGGUGGUCAAUAUGGAGUGGGGAAAUUUUUGGUCCUCACAUUUGCCUAGAACUGCAUAUGACAUUGACUUGGAUGCAGAGAGUUCAAAUCCAAACGAUAUGGGAUUUGAGAAGAUGAUAGCAGGACUGUAUCUGGGUGACAUUGUUCGUAGAGUGAUCCUUCGCAUGUCACAAGAAUCUGAUAUCUUUGGACCUUACUCGUCUGUGUUUUCUGAGCCUUACGUGCUAAGAACAAAUGCUGUCUCAGCUAUGCAUGAAGAUGACACACCGGAGUUGCAAGAAGUAGCAAGAAUCUUGAAAGACUUAGGGGUAUCAGAUGUGCCAUUGAAAGUGAGGAAAGUCGUGGUGAAAAUAUGCGAUGUGGUGACGCGAAGAGCAGGGAGGCUAGCAGCAGCGGGAAUAGCAGGGAUCUUGAAGAAGAUAGGUCGAGAUGGUGGGGGAGGAAUCACGAGCGGGAGGAGCAGAAGCGAAGUGCAGAUGCAGAGAAGAACAGUUGUUGCAGUAGAAGGAGGUUUGUACAUGAACUACACCAUGUUUAGAGAAUAUAUGGAGGAAGCUCUGGUUGAGAUUUUAGGAGAAGAAGUGCGUCAGUACGUGGUCGUUAAAGCCAUGGAAGAUGGUUCUAGCAUUGGCUCUGCUCUUCUCGUUGCCUCUUUACACUCAUGA
Messenger RNA from Eruca vesicaria subsp. sativa (arugula), 1500 nucleotides. The record is from the annotation of a GenBank genome assembly. Lineage: Eukaryota; Viridiplantae; Streptophyta; Magnoliopsida; Brassicales; Brassicaceae.